CAGAGGACAAUGCGGCUGAUGACAAUAUGGCAAACAGUAUAACGCAGGCGGCGCCGCCAGCAGCAGCAGCAGUAGCAGCGCUUGCAGGACAUGCAAAAAUACGUAAUCAAGUUUUACGAUUGCGUAAGGCAUUGAAUUUUUACGAGUGCAUUUAAAACAAUACGUCGAGCCACAGGCACAGCCAAAAGCUUUAAGAGCUGCGCACCCAAAAAAACACACAUAAAAGAAAAACGAAACUAAGCACUAGCAACAGCUUGUCUAAACGCGUUCAGCACGUGAGCGAGCGCCAUUUUGUAACGGUAAUUGUCAGCACACACACGUUAGCUGCAAUGGCCGUUAGCAACAUUGUCUGCGAGUGGCUACGCGCCCUCGGUCUGGCACAAUAUGCCGAAAGUUUUCUGGACAAUGGCUACGAUGACCUGGAGAUCUGCAAACAGGUCGGUGAUCCCGAUCUGGAUGCCAUUGGCGUUGAUAAUCCUGCGCAUCGGCAUAAACUGCUCAAGAGCAUCCGUUCGCUUCGAGAGAAAGGCGCUGCCUCAGUCUAUUUUAUGCUGAACGAUCCGAAUUCAUUAAGCGGCAGCAUGGAGAUCCUAUGCGAGACGCCGCCCAGCAACGAACUGGAAAUGGUGCUGGGCGAACAGCUGGAGACGGACGGAGUGCGUCUGACAGCGCAUCCAUAUUCAACACCGGAUGGACAACGCGGCCAUUUAGAGGGUCUAGCUUCCGUUUAUUGCGAGUUGUUAAUGGCUCCCUUUGGAGAUAUUUUAAGUGCUUUAGAGAAUGCUAGACAAGCAGCCUGGGCGGAGCGCAGUCCGCUGCAUCCAGCCGGCGGCAGCAGUGGCGGUGCCAGCGGCAGCGGUGGCAGCGGCCUAAGCGGCAGCGGUCUGAUGCACCAGCGACAGCAGCAUGGCCAUCGCGGCCAUUCCGCGCAUGGCGCCGGCCUGCCCAAUAGUCAUAGUCAGCCAAUAUAUGUGCCCGGAAAAUAUUCGAAUUUGUUGCAGCCCUCCAGCUGCUUGUCGGACAAGGAGGAGGACGAGAUCUACGGCUUUGGCUACGGCGUGUUUGCACCGCGCGUUGCACGCGGCGGCUUAACGCAGCAGCAGCAUUUGUUGCAACAGCAGACGCUGCAAACACAGCAGGCCAUACACCAGCAGCAGCAGCAGCAACAGUUGCAGCUGCAACAGCAACAGCAGCAACUACCACUUGUGCCAGGACAACAGGCGGGAGCACAGCCCGGCGUUGGACCCCAACAGCAUCAGACACUCCCGCCCAACUCAGCGCAUUUGAACUUUAUGCAACAAAACUGCCUAAGUCCGCGCUCUGCAUAUUUCUAUGAGUUUCCACCAACGGCAGAGGGACGCGAGACGAAAAAACGCACAACGCUGGCGCGUUUGCUGAAAGGCUUGAAGACUGUCAAUCGAAGGGAUCGCAACAAUCAACAAAAUGGCGCACAGGCGCGGGCGGCCAACGAUCGACUGCGGCACUUUCAGAUGAUAAAUGGCGGCGCUGGUGGACAGCAGCAGAGUUUCGAGGAGACAAUCCAUAGACUUAAAGUACAAGAAGCAAUGCGCAAGAAGGAGAAAUUCCAGCGUGAGCAUGAAGAGAUUCUGCGGGACAUACGCCAAGGCUUAUUGCAAAUGAGUCGUGGCGAGGGACGCUUGGAUGACACUUAUAUGUACGAUGAGGCGCUGAGAACUGGACCCGCCACAGCUGGUGGUGGCAUGGGCGUUGGGGGCGUGCCAGCGGGCGCUCACUAUGCGGUCAGUGCGCUGCAUCAUCAAGGUCAUUGGUACGACGAGCCGCCCUACGAAAGCGAUCCCGAUGACUUCCUCAUGGCCAACCUCAAUGGCGGUCCGGCGGCCACCAUACAGGUGCGUGUCUGUGGUGGCCGUGUGCGCUUUUGCAACAACCGCGAGAGCACGGGAGUAAUUUCAUUAAGAUCCGCCGGAGAUAUUUCACUGCCGCAGCGUGGACCGCCACGACGAGGGCUUAUCGUGCCACAGCAGCCGCCAAAUCCACCGACAAUAAUACCGUUAACGCAUGCCAGAUCUCACGAUCGUGAAAGUGGCGACUAUGCGGGCUCUAUAUCGGACCUACAAAGCGUUACCUCCAGGCUGAGCGCAGUUUCGAUUGGCACCAACAAUUGUACGGCACGUUAUCGCACAUUGAGUGGUGGCAUUGGAGAAUCGCCCUCGCUGUCGCCGAGCCCAUCAUCCGAUUACGAGGACAUUGGCGCCACCAGGCACUGCGGACUGCCGCCAAGCUUAGCAGCGAAAGCCAAAAAGAACGGACUGCCGCACAAGGCGAACACAAUUUGCCAGAAGGCCAUGGUGCAUCAUUCCGGGGAGAUGCGUAGCUCACCAAAGGAAAUUGGUGCAUUUAAUGAGAAUGGACGAAACUUUGUUGCCACAAAGGAUACAUCAAGGGAUUUUAGCAAUUCCCAAGAUAACACCGACCGUGGCAGCAUGAGCGAUCAGGCGUUUGCCUGUUCAGCCAGCUCCGUAGAAAGUUUGCCCAGUGCAUCCGGCUCGAGCACUCAAGCGCUGGUGCGUCCUGGCAGUCCGCACAGCUCGAUUUCAGCCGAGGAUCGCAACUCGUUGGCCAGCAUCUGCAAGGCCAAGGCGCUUGUCGACAGCCUGCCCAAUCCCUAUGACAAGGAUGCGCUCAAAUUCAAGAAGGGCGACCUCAUCGAUGUGCUGUCGAUGAAUGCCUCGGGCAUUUGGAAGGGACGCUGUCAUGGCCGUGCGGGACACUUUAAGUUCAUCAACGUUGAAGUGCUGCCCGAGCAGCAGCGCAUGAAGAACAGCAGCAGCAAGACGCUGGCUCCGGGAGCGAGACUGGGCAACAAUGCUGGCGGCCCCAGUUCUGUGGAGGAUCUGCUGGUGCGCAUUGGACUCAAGGAGUACACGUCGGUCUUCGUGCUCAACGGCUACGAGGAUCUGGAACUGUUCAAGGAGCUCGAGCCUGCCGACUUGGAUUAUCUGGGCAUACUCAAUCAGGAGCAUCGCGCCAAGCUGCUGACGGCCGUGCAGCUGCUGCAUGACAUUGAAUCUACAAAUUUCGCACGCACAGGCUCUGAUGUGGACAUAGCCGGCUCCAGCUCGGAGAACGAUGAGGCGCGUCUGAACAACAUUAACAUGAAGCACGGCGUCUCGCCCUUUGGACGUCGCCACUUUCCACGCGACUCGGGCUGCUACGAGGGCUCACCGCUGCCCAGCUCACAAACGCCCACGCAGACUGUACUCUCCACCGAUGAAUCGAAUAGUCUGGACGAUGUGGUGUCCAAGUGCUCCAGCGAAAUCAUGAAGCGCGUGGAGAGCGCGCGUCGCUGCAAGGACAAUCCCUUUAAGGCAACGCUGCCGGCGCGCGUCGGCAAGAAGUCCUUUCUUGGCGGCGGCGGACUUAUGGGCGACGAUACGCUCACACGUGGCGGACUCAGUGAGAAGUCGAGCGAUUCGGGCGUCAGCAGCAGUUCGCUAUCGUCGGGUCCGCUAAAGAGCAGCACUUAACAUUUGCCAACCAUACUCGCCCACGAGCUGCUGCUGGGCGUGGGCGUGGGCCAGACGCAGACGCAAGCGCUGACUGCUGCUACCUCGCCCACCACAUCGGUGGCCUCCGCCAGCAGCAGCAGCUGCCUGAAUGCCGUCGCGCCGCUUGGCAACAUUUGCAACACGCUGCCGCAUUCGCCUUGCUCUGCCGCCAGCAGCAGCUCGUUGGGGCUGUCCAGCAACUUGCCACUGAAUCGAAAUCUUGUCAUGCUGCGCAAUCAUCUGCGUAAGAACACAAGCGGCAACGCCUCGCCGGCGCUGCAGGAUGACAAGGAUCUAUAACAACCCAUGCCCAUACCCAUACCUAUACCCACACCCAUAUAUUGUAUGAAAUUCUUAGGCUUAGUUUCGAUUUAAGGUUAAGGUUCUUUGCAUUAGAUACUCUAUGUAUGUAAGUAUGUAUUUCAAUUGCUGUGAUUCGAUAGUGAAAACAAAAAAGGCCAAGGCGCGUCUUUCAGUUCAAAUGUAUAGUGUGUAUAAAAGCGAGAGGGAAAUCGAGAAAGAGAGAGAGGGAAGAGUAUAACACAAAGCAGUCAGUUAGUCAGUCAAUCCUUCCUCCGAUAAUGUUGGCAUUUAACUAUAAAUAUACAUAAAUCUAUUUAUAACAUGAGACAUAUAGUUGAAGAGCUACAUAUUUAGUGAUGUAAUAUAGCAAUUAACUAUUUUUAGUUAGCCUGAUGUAUAAACAAGGUAUUUGUUUUAAACUUUUCUUUUGCCAUUUGCUUGUGUAUUUUGCAAACGUGAUAUUGCCAAACGUCCAAUAUGAAUUGCAGUUAUUUUAACACUUAUUUUUAACAGAUAAACAACUAAAGUUGAUUCCUAUAUUAAAGCGCAAACAGCGCUAGCAAUAGACCAAUUACCAAUUUUACAAAAAUAAUACAACAUAUUUACACAAAGCUGCCAACUUAUACUAUAUAUACAUUUAUUAUUAAACGAGAUAUCAGUUUUAUUGUUUUAUAGAUUGUAAAAAAACAAAAACACCAAACACACAUCAUGAAAAUCCGUCAAAUUUGUAAAUUUGCCAGUAAUCAGCAAAGAAUUGUACGCUAAGCAAUAUUUUGAAAACGUAGACGUGUAAAAAAAAACUACUAGAGCUCUGUACAUAUAUAUAUCGAGUAGCAAACUAUACACAACAUAGUGUACAUAUACAUAUAGUUUAUAUUUAUGCCAUUAAAACAUUUACAUAUACAUAGUUAUAUUUAAAGCGAAGCAACUAUUAGCGUCUUGCAUGCUAUUUAGCGAUAAUCAAAACGAACAGACAAUGAAUUUUGCGAGUCCAGCGAGGAGGUAGACGGAGUAUUUAAGUUAUUGAAUCGAUUUAAAUAAAUUAGUUAAAUAAAUGCAUAUUUAAUCGAGAGCAACAUUAGCAAGUUAACUAUUUUGAUUGACUUCCUGUACAUUGAGCAUACAAAAUUGAGCAAAAUUCCAAAAACAAACAAAAAACAAUUAAUUAAAAACGCUUUUAAACAUAG
This is a messenger RNA of Drosophila busckii, 5020 nucleotides long. RefSeq lists its product as uncharacterized. The record is from RefSeq and is a predicted model, not a curated record. NCBI's taxonomy places the organism in Eukaryota, Metazoa, Arthropoda, Insecta, Diptera, Drosophilidae. The coding region runs from base 330 to 3509 and encodes 1059 amino acids. The transcript has 17 exons. Gene Ontology annotation, molecular function: protein binding.